CCGACGUGGUCAGCAUUCACAGCAAGACUGAGAACGACUUCCUUCGGAGUCGAGUAGUGGGCAGCCGGCGAGUCUGGGUUGGUAUGCGGUCACACGGACAAAUUCGGCGGUGGGUGGACGGCACACCGGUCCAUUUCACUAAUUUCAUGCCAGGUGUGUCGCCGGCCGAUCGUACCAGCGAUGUCGUCCAGCUGUUGGGGAAAAACGGCUAUUGGAAGCCUGCCUCCUCCUACAAAGGCACCAGGCUGCACGCGGUCUGCAAGAUGGCCUCGUGCAAGUGUCGUGAAGGCUGGACACAAUGGGGUAACGCGUGCUAUCUGGCAAAGAAGGAGAUGUCCAUCGACUGGCUGAGUGCGCGAGAGCAAUGUCAACAGAUGGAGCCCACUUCAGACCUGGCCACUAUCACCUCUGCGGCCGAGAACAGGUUCGUCUUCCGACUGGCCGGGGGCAAGGACCGCAUCUGGAUCGGCCUCAAUGAUCGGGUCCGCGAGGGUGAGUUCCACUGGAACAAUCGCUCCGACGGAGUGGAGUACACCAACUGGAUCAGGCAUUCUUCGCAACGGAAUUCACAUGCCAAAGACUGCGCCUACAUGACCCGAGGCGGAAAAUGGAUAGUCUCUUCUUGCCGUCAACACGGCUUUUAUUACGCUUGUAAGCAGUUGCUGUGCGGCCGUUCCUCGGAGGCAAGUCCGACGCGGCGCGGCUCCGACCGUGUCUGGAGGCCCGAGGACAGUGUGCGCUGUCCGCCCGGCUGGAGUCGCAGCUCGUCCUCGGCCGUGGACUCGGCUCUCCGGCCUUCUUGCUUCAGCCGGCCCACGGCGGCCGACACGUUCGCCGGGGUGCAGAGCCGGUGCCGCGCGCAGCACCCGGCCGCCGACGUCGCCGUCAUCCGCUCGCUGGAGGACAACGACCGGGCCUUCCUGUCGGCCGGCGCGCUGCCCAUGUUCAUCGUCAGCGACGACCAGUUUGACAUGCAGGAAGAGUCGGCUUCGGCCGGCGUCGGCUGCGUCUCGCUGGAGCCGACCGGUCUGUGGAGCUCCGGUCGGUGCGCUGCGGGCCGCCUGCCGGGCCUCUGCCAGAUGCCCGCCUGCACCCCGUGUUGCCCCAACGGCUGGCACCUCUUUCAGGGACAGUGCUAUUACGUCGAGGAAAGACCUUUGGAUGCAGCCUCCGCAGAGGCUGAAUGUCGAAGAGCUGGCAGCAAAUUAGCUAGUAUCCAUAGCCAGGAAGAGAACGAUUUCAUCGAGAAUCUGGCGUUUCAAAGAAAGUCUGGCAUGCCGAAACGCACUCCUCAUCUGUGGAUAGGCGGCCGGCGGAAAACCCCAGGAGCCGACUGGGUGUGGUCUGACUGCAGCGACUGGAACUUCUGGCACUGGGACAUCACUGACGGCCGAAAGCCGGCAAAAAACGCGCACCAGUGCCGGCGGAAGCAUCAACACUUUGAGGAGCCGACACCUUCCCGGCUCAAGAAUCUGGUCGGUGGGUGCGCUGCCAUGAGGGGCACCACGGGUGCCUUGAUGGAGUACAACCGUUCCGACCUGCUGCCGUAUGUCUGUCAGGCGCGGAAGCGUAACUGA
Amphibalanus amphitrite is the source of this 1577-nucleotide messenger RNA. RefSeq names its product macrophage mannose receptor 1-like. The coding region runs from base 84 to 1577 and encodes 497 amino acids. The record is from RefSeq and is a predicted model, not a curated record. NCBI's taxonomy places the organism in Eukaryota, Metazoa, Arthropoda, Thecostraca, Balanomorpha, Balanidae. The transcript has 2 exons. Gene Ontology annotation, molecular function: signaling receptor activity.